Molecule: messenger RNA, 1898 nt
Organism: Arvicanthis niloticus (Nile rat)
Lineage: Eukaryota; Metazoa; Chordata; Mammalia; Rodentia; Muridae
Product: T-cell-specific guanine nucleotide triphosphate-binding protein 2-like
Biological process (GO): cellular response to interferon-beta; autophagosome assembly; innate immune response
Cellular component (GO): endoplasmic reticulum membrane
Molecular function (GO): GTPase activity; GTP binding
Source: RefSeq, a predicted model, not a curated record
CAAAGAAACCCGAGGGAGAUCAGAGAGAUCAGACAGUCCAUCCCACAGCUUCUACCUUUCUUUGUGCAGUUAUUCCUGGGACACCAGAAGAACUCCACACCUCACAUCUUCUCUUCAUAUAUAUCCUGAAUCUGAAUUCCAGCUUUAGAUAAAGACCUUUCCUGAGAGGAGAGCAUUCACAGAAGUGUUAUUGACACCAAGGUCACCACUGCUAAGGUUCUUCCAUACAGAGCCAUGUCUUGGGACACCAUCUUUAGAUCAUUCUUUAAGAAUUUUAAGAGGGAAAGCAAAAUCAUCCCUGAGGACACCAUCACCUUGAUUGAGGCUUAUGUAGAGAAAAAUAAGCUUCAGAAUGCUAUUUCUGUAAUCGAAAAUGCACUGAAAAACAUUGAGAGUGCUCCUCUGAACAUCGCUGUGACAGGAGAAACAGGCUCAGGGAAGUCCACUUUCAUCAAUGCCCUGAGGGGGGUGGGGCAGGAAGAAGAAGGGGCAGCUGCCACUGGGGUGGUAGAGACAACCAUGAGGAGAAUUGCAUAUCCACAUGCCAAGCUUCAGAACGUGACAAUAUGGGACCUGCCUGGCAUUGGGUCCACUAACUUCCCACCACAAAGCUACCUAACACAAAUGAAGUUCAAUGAGUACGACUUCUUCAUUAUCAUCUCAUCUACACGCUUCAAAGAAAAUGAUGCCCAACUGGCCAAAGCCAUUGAAAUGAUGGGAAUGAAUUUCUACUUUGUCAGAACCAAGAUAGACAAUGACUUAGGUAAUGAACAGAAGAGCAAGCCUAAGACUUUCAAUAAGGAGAAGGUCCUCAUGAAAAUUCGAGAUGACUGUUCAGAGCAUCUUCAGGAGGCUCUGUGCAGUGAGCCUCCAGUCUUCCUAGUCUCUAACUUUAAUAUGUCAGACUAUGACUUCCCAAAGCUGGAAACCAAACUCCUAGAGGAUCUCCCAGCCCUCAAGCGCCACAUCUUCACACUGUCUUUGCAAAGUCUUACUGAGGCCACCAUUAACUGUAAGAGAGAUUCCCUGAAGCAAAAAGUCUUCCUGGAGGCCAUAAAGGCUGGAACAUUGGCCACCAUUCCACUUGGUGGCAUAAUCAUGGAUGAGGUAGAGAAUCUGGAUGAAACAUUCAAUCUCUACAGGUCUUACUUUGGGCUGGAUGAUGCCUCACUGGAAAACUAUGCCAAGAAUUUUAACAUGUCUGUGAAUGACUUUAGGGUAUACCUUCGGUUUCCCCAUUUGUUUGCAGAAGACAAUGAUGAGUCCUUGGAAAACAAGCUGUCAAAAUAUAUCAAACGAAUUACUUUGGGUUUUGGUGGACCACUUGCUACAGCCAUUUACUUUAAGAGAGCUUACUAUUUGCAGAAUCUUUUUAUUGAUUCUGCAGCCAAUGAUGCCAUCGCUCUUCUGAAUAAUCCACGGCUUUCUGAUAAGGAGGUGGGGACAUAUAUAUCUAUGCCCCUCGACUACUGGGAAUAAUGGAAAAAAUGAAGCAUGAGUUCCAAUCAGUGUUUACUCGUAGCCUCGCUUUGGGCACUGACGCAUAGCCUACUCCUGGGGGUGGGGGUGGCGGGUGGGGGAGUCUCUGUGGAGGGCCAGUGCAUUCAUCCUUUUCCUUUUCCUGAGCUGCAAGAUCAACAUGGCAAGUGCUCAAUCGUGCUAUACUAGUAGAAAAAGAAGUGUCUUCAAUAUUGUACAAAUAUGUUAACAUAGUGCAUUUCCGUUAAAAUCAUAUGUUUAAAGAACACACAAUAUGGAUUUGGUUUGUGUUUUUUCUCCUCAAAUGAAUCCUGGAUCUUUUAUCUUGCAAAAGUCUUCACAGGCUUCUGCAUUCUCACAGGCAGUUCUGUCCCAUUGCUACUGCGGAUUUUUGAAAAAGGGGCAUGUGGUACCCUACA